Molecule: messenger RNA, 2232 nt
Organism: Lagopus muta (rock ptarmigan)
Lineage: Eukaryota; Metazoa; Chordata; Aves; Galliformes; Phasianidae
Gene: CDHR3
Product: cadherin related family member 3
Exons: 16
Coding region: 1-2232 (743 amino acids)
Biological process (GO): homophilic cell-cell adhesion
Cellular component (GO): plasma membrane
Molecular function (GO): calcium ion binding
Source: RefSeq, a predicted model, not a curated record
AUGAAGAGCACGUUCCUUCUCUUCGUUUUGCUGGGAGUAGUAGUAUCUGGAAGAAGAACCCCACUGCUUAGGGGCUUACCUGCAACAAGUACUGUUGAAGAAAAUGCACCAGCUGGUGUUUCCGUUUAUACCUUCAAUGUGACUGGUUCUCCAUUGUCUUCUGGAGCUGUUGCAAUACAUCCUACCAUAGUGAAUCCGAAUCCACUUACGGAAGCAUUUGCUAUUGUAUCCGCAGGAGAUCUUGUGUAUAGGAUUUUUGUUGAAGAUACUGCUGGGAGGACUGACCUCAACACACUAACUAUCCAAGUAGCGGAUAAGAAUGAACGUCCUGUGUUUUGGGGAAAUAUGGCAAUUCAAACUGUGAGGAUCUAUGUCUUGGAAGGAAUGCCUCCUGGACUCAUCUACAGAGUCAAUGCAACAGAUCCUGAAAACGGUGAACUCAAAUAUUCACCACUCCCUGAAUCAGUGCCAUUCCAAGUCUUGGAAAAUGGAGACAUUUUUUCAAGAAAAAAAAUAGAUUACGAGAAGGAUCCACACUGCUAUUUUUUAAAUAUAACAGCGACAGAUCCAGAAGGACUAAACUCUACUAGAACAGUGAAUAUAAAUAUAAUUAACAUCGAUGAUGAAAGCCCUUACUUUACCACAAAACAAAGAAUCUACAGGAUUCCUGAGGAACAAAGCCCAGGAACUGUUGUUGCCAAUAUAACAGCUAAAGAUCCUGAUGAUGAAGACUCUCCUAGCAGACUUUUCUACAGCAUCCAGUCUUCUGACACAUAUUUCUCCAUAAAUCCAUCAACUGGAGUGCUGCAGGUGUCCGGGAGAAUCGACCGCGAUGUCCUUCCCCUGCAGCUCCAUCCCAAUGUCUCCAUGAUAAUCCGGGUGGAGGACAGCCCUCGUGUGGGGCACUCCAGUGAAAUGGAGAUCACAGUCAUCAUUGGAGACAUCAAUGACAACCCACCAGAAUGCAAUCCCUCCACCUUCAGGAAAGAAAUAAAUGAAAAUACUACUGCUGGGAUAGUUCUUCUUGAUCUCAGAAACAGCUGUAGAGAUAUUGAUGUUGAUCCACCAAACAAUCUAUUUAGUUUCACUGGAUUAUCUGGUUUUGGAAGCAACAACUUUGCUCUGGAGUCUGCGGAGUCCGGAAGACUUGUGAUGACUGAAAGUAUUGAUUUAGAAAAUCCAUCUAAUCCAGGAGUUGAGGUUUAUUCUUUGACUGUCAGGGUGCAAGAUAUCGCCUCUCCUAACUACUCAAAUACCGUUUACAUUUAUAUCAGGAUAAAGCCAGUGAAUGAAUUUUUUCCAGUCUUCAGUAGUCCAUCAUAUGAAUUUUAUGUUCCAGAAAUUACCAAAGUUGGAUCCACUAUUGGAAAAGUGACUGCCAGCGAUGCAGACUGGCCGCCCAGUGUCAUCACUUAUUCCAUUAUAGCUGGAGGAGGGACCAAGGAUUACACAAAUGCAUUCUGGAUCAGCCCAAUUAAUGGAGAUGUGAAGAUUUUAGAAAGAUUAGACUAUGAAACAACCCAGAAACACUUUUUCACAGUGCAAGCCUCAGACCAAGAGAAGACUGCAACAGCAUCUGUAACUGUCAAUGUUUUGGAAGUAAAUGAUGAAGAACCCAUUUGUUCACCAAAUUUCUAUUCAUUUCAAAUCCCAGUCAGUUUAGCAGUUGGGACCAAUGUCAAUGGCUUCAGGAUUCAAUGUCAAGAUCGUGAUUCUGAUCCCAGGUCUUUCCGUUACUUCAUUGAAGGCAAUGUGAACAAUCAUUUCACCUUUUCACCAGUGGCUGGCUCCAACACGUCUCAGCUGAUUCUUGCAUCUCCCUUUGACUAUGAGAGUGGGCUUGAUACAAAAUGGAUUUACAGACUGCGUGUCUACAUAACAGAUGACAAUUUACUAUCUGUCAAGAACAAGGCUACACACCUAGUUAAAACUGGAACAGUGACUUUAAGCAUCAGAGUUAUCCCAAACCCAACAACUGUCACUACCACGACGCCUGGCUUUACAGUGGUGACGAAGAAGGAGAACCUCUACUUGGACUCAGCAUGGUACGUGCCAUUUGUCACCACACUGGGCAGCCUGCUGCUCCUGGGACUGCUGGGCCAUCUCCUGGCCAGGUGGCUCUGUGCCCGCUGCCUGUCUGCACCCCAAGCUGACAGCACACCUCUGAUAAAUGCUCCAGGUGUGUACUUCUUUAAUACCUCUCAACAGCACCAAGUUUACUAUUCUGUGUAA